Messenger RNA from Symbiodinium sp. CCMP2592, 1707 nucleotides. Lineage: Eukaryota; Dinophyceae; Suessiales; Symbiodiniaceae. The record is from the annotation of a GenBank genome assembly.
AUGCAUGCCCAUGGAAGCAAUGCAGAAAGACGAAGUCGAAACAGUGUCGGAGUUGAGUGUGCGCAUGAGGCAGGCGAUGUGGGACAUCAGGCAGUGAGCAGCAAUGAGCAACGGAAGCUUUUCAGUUUGACAUGCUGUGUUUGCAUUACGUCUCAGCCAUACCCUUCCAGCACCACCACAACCAGCCGGCAAAUUAAGCAGGUGGAGCUGCCGGGGAUCGUUGUGCACGAAGUGGAGGUGUCAGCAGGCGGUGACAAGACCGAGGGGCAGCAGCAAGUUUCCCUGGAAUCCACGGCAAGCACUUGCAGCCCUGGUGUUCUCACCAAGUCUGCCUCUACAUGCAGCCAGUGCCUCUGCGAGGCCACCAGCCUGUUCCUGGAUCCAAGCGAUCUGAACCAGUACUGUGAGAGCUGCUGGAUUGAGUAUUACGGACACCCACCUUCUCGCUCGGAGCUGGCGCUGGUUCCGGUAGAGGUGUCAGAGCCUUUGGCAGAGGAAGUCCUUGCAGAGGCCUGGUCGGAGCAAAUUCUGCCAGGCUGGCCUCCACCCUACGUGUCUAGCAGAGUACUUCCGGACGAAGGACCAGAAACGUGGACCUUCGUGCGGAUGCGUCUGCGCCGUGAUAUAUGCGGUGGCCAUGCGCGGGAGCAGCUCAGCAGCUUCGGCCUGGCAACGGGAGAAGUCCUCGCCCAAAGGUAUCAGGUAGAACAUCCUGUUGGCGAAGGACAUUUCACCAAGGCUUUUCAGGCCCGGGAUCUCAAAGAAGGUCGGCAGGUGUGUGUGAAACGCCACAGGAAUCUUCCCAUUGAGGCCUUGAGCGAUUUGUAUGUUGUUGGCCAGCGGUUGCAGGAAGUGGACCCAGGUGGGAGCUUCUUUCCAAUCCUUGUUGAUGCCUUCUAUGACUCGGUCGGCUACACAGUCGAGAGCAUGUUAGAGGGUCGCAAUUGUUUGGCGCUGUCUACCGAGCUGAGUUUCUUCCAAGACUUGGGGAAGCUGCGGCUCGUGGCUUUUGGAGCACUUUCAGGCUUAGUGAUGCUGGACAAGGCGGGUGUCGUUCACAACGACAUCAAGCCGGACAAUCUUAUCUGGACCGAGGCUCAUGGCUCCGGUCCUCGUGUAAAGAUUGUGGACUUCGGAUGUGCUCGUCUUGACCAUCGUCAUGAAAGCGGCCGCAACUGGGCUCUUGCCGAAGGUGGCGCUGGUCAUUUGGGCAAGUGGGCUCCUGAGAUGACCCUCCGCCUCGCCAUUGGUCACCGCGCAGAUGUCUGGGGCACUGCUGUAUCUCUGUGUGAACUGCUUUGUGGGCGCACGGUCUGGCGAUCGGAGAUGGACACAGCAGAGGUUGUGAUGACACAAGCGCUUGGUUUGUGCAACCUACGUGACGGCGUGCCGCCGUCGCUUCUCCGGCGGAGUCCUCUGGACGUUCGCCAGCUCUACACCCCAGCACCGCGGCACUGGCCACUACGGCGAAAUGCUUCUGGCCAGAUGGAGACGCUCAGGCCGAAGCGCUGGGGGCUUGAGCAAGUUCUCGGCCAAGGAUGGCAGAGUUCGGAGAAGCUGGAGCUGGGACAGCUGCUCAUCGCUGCCCUCGUGCUGGCUGGGACUUCAGUGCGUAUUAUAGUCAGAUUCACCGAAGCAUUGCCCACCUUGUACCUAUGCUUAGCCUCUAUGCUCACAUCCUCCUCUGCUGCUGAUGUACGUAAAUAG